This is a messenger RNA of Morus notabilis, 884 nucleotides long. RefSeq lists its product as uncharacterized. Lineage: Eukaryota; Viridiplantae; Streptophyta; Magnoliopsida; Rosales; Moraceae. The transcript has a single exon. Bases 198 to 620 code for a protein of 140 amino acids. The record is from RefSeq and is a predicted model, not a curated record.
CUAAGCUCAAUCAUCAUUGAUCGAGAGAGCCCAAAAUAUAUAUAUUUGUAAUCGUAACAGUAAUAUAAUUCUCUUUAGUACUUUCAAGUGUCAAAACAAGAAGCCUUAUGUGUUUUUCAAUCGGAUUUUAUAAGAUUUUCCUUUCCUUUCUUUUCUUUUCAGACUAACCAAACAGCGCCUUCUCACAGAAGAAAAACAUGGAGGCGACAAGUACUGAUACCGACAAGAAUGUCGUCGACGUUUCUUCCUUCUUCCUAUUCGAAGCCACCGGCGACUCGGAAUCGUGCAGUAAAACCAAUCCCGACGAGAGAGUUUCUGAUCUGGACGACGACGACGCUGAAUCGUGCAGCUGGGACUCGACCGAUCGCUGCCCGUCGAAUGGCGAUUCGAUGGACAGCGUUGAUGCGAUUGAUCGAAAUUGUUCGAAUGAUGAUGAAGAUGAUGAGUGUGAUCGCGACGAGGAAGAGGAAGGGUCGGAUCCGGUGCAGCGUCGGACAUGGAGUGGUAGUGGAGAGAGGCGGAAAUCGAAUGUCUCUGUGGAUUCGACGACGAAAUCAUUCGAGUCGUUGAAUGAGAUGGAGAAGAACCGGCUGUUUUGGGAGACUUGCUUGGCCUCCUAAUUCAUGUCGUUUUUCUUUUUUUUUUUUCGGAGUUUUAUUGAAUAGAUGAUCAUAUAGGUCCCUGUUAAUCUUUUGGUUGGGGCUUUUGAUCAAUCCAAGAAAGGCAAAAACAAAGUAUACAAAGUUCAACAAUGUGUACAUAAGAUUUUUUUUUUCUUUUCCUUAUUUUUCGUUUCUUCUUUAUUUGUUUCUUUAAAGAUAACUUUCAUAUUGGUUUGGGACUUUGGUCUUUUUUUCUUUUUUAAGUGAACCAACAUUUUUAUA